UUAAAACUUACAGCCGAGCCACAGUUGAGCUAACCUCUCGUCUUACUUGUUCUCAUCUAAACAUUUAAAUUCAACACAGUCACCAGAGUUGUCCACAGAGCUCCACGGACACACUCAGGUACCGACCAACACAUCACAGGGUUCUCAUCAUGGCUGACUACUGCAGAACUGAGGUCGAUGCGAGGAUUGCAUUUCAGUCCUGUAAAAGUCCUGAUGCAAAAGACCGAAUGCAGUUCUACGACAGCUGGGCAGAAAACUAUGAAAAGGAUCACAGCCUGAUGAGCUACAGAGCACCACACCUUGCAGUAGAAUUCCUGUCUGAUAACUUCUCCGGGAAUCCAGAAGAAGCUUGGGUUCUGGACGUCGCCUGUGGGUCUGGAUGGGUCGCUAAACUGAUGGUUAAACUGGGCUUCAGGAAUUUUGUGGGAGUGGACGGCAGUAAAGGCAUGCUGGAACAAGCUGCUAAAACCAACUUCUAUCAGGACCUUAAAUUGGCCUUACUGGGAACAGAACCACUGCCUGCACAGACUUGUAUGUUUGAUGUGGUGAUCAUCGUCGGUGCUCUGGAUGUUGGUUUUGCACCAGUCAGUGUUGUCAGGGAGCUCUGUGCCGCCGCCAAACCAGGAGGUUUUGUCUGCAUGGCGAGAGGCGACCACAGAGGAACACCAGCAAAUGAUUACAAGAAGGAUCUGGAGAGAGAGCUGCAGCUGAUGGAGGAGGAGGGACUGUGGAGUCCAGUAGGACUCAAACUGUCCGAAAAAUACAUGGAAGACCCACAUCUGAACAUUAACGGAGUCAAUGACCUGCAGAAGGAGGAGCGAUACCUCAGCGGGAGUGUUUAUCUGUACAAGAAAUCCAUCCAUUAAAAUCUAUUAAUAAUCAUACUUGCGUUACAUUCAACAUUCAACAGAAAAUAAAGGAAAAUUGACUCACAUACAAUGUGAAUUAUACAUGAUGCAAUACAAUCCAAUGCAACUUAUGUCAAUUUAAAACCUUUCUCAACAAAUAUUAAACAUUUUGUUUAAGUUUU
Sebastes umbrosus (honeycomb rockfish) is the source of this 1030-nucleotide messenger RNA. Its product is annotated as methyltransferase-like protein 27. The coding region runs from base 150 to 866 and encodes 238 amino acids. NCBI's taxonomy places the organism in Eukaryota, Metazoa, Chordata, Actinopteri, Perciformes, Sebastidae. The record is from RefSeq and is a predicted model, not a curated record. The transcript is spliced from 6 exons.